Boeremia exigua is the source of this 1895-nucleotide messenger RNA. RefSeq names its product elongation of fatty acids protein 3. Gene Ontology annotation, cellular component: endoplasmic reticulum membrane. The transcript is spliced from 4 exons. The record is from RefSeq and is a predicted model, not a curated record. The coding region runs from base 380 to 1432 and encodes 350 amino acids. Lineage: Eukaryota; Fungi; Ascomycota; Dothideomycetes; Pleosporales; Didymellaceae. Gene Ontology annotation, biological process: sphingolipid biosynthetic process; fatty acid elongation, polyunsaturated fatty acid; very long-chain fatty acid biosynthetic process. Gene Ontology annotation, molecular function: fatty acid elongase activity.
GACGCAUUCCAGCCAAUCAGAUUCGGGCAAUUGCCUCGGCCAGCGAGCUGUAAUUUGUGCGGUACGAUCUGAGUAACGGCAACGCAUUCGGAAAGCGCGGAGGUGGAGGACGUUCAUCUCCGACCUCCUUUUGGCUGGUUGCGAAAAACAUUGGCGCUUGACCAACAAAAGCCGCGCUGGACCACUUCUUUCUCGCAUCGUCGAGGUGCUCGUGUCUUCUUCUUCACACCUUUCUUCGUCGUUCCUUUGGCUUCAGCUGCCACGUCUCAAUACGCGCUGUUUGGUCCACACCAACAGUCCUUCAACGCAGCCUUCUCCUCCAAGAGCCGACUGUCCAUAGGUCUCGUUCGCCUGCGUCGAUUCUCGCACACUACACACAAUGGGUCUUGAAUGGCUUGAGGUCGGCGCCCCGACGCUGGACCGCCCCUUCGGUGUCGCGCUGUGGCCUAUCUUUGAGAAGGCUUUCGAGCCAAUCGUUGGCUACAAGCCUCAGGACUUCCGCUUCGUGCCCGGCGAGACACCCCUCUCGACGUUCAAGACAUGUGCUGCCUUCCUUGUCACAUACUACAUUGUCAUCUUCGGCGGUCGCGAGCUGAUGCGCGGACGUGAGCCUUUCAAGCUCAACUUCUUGUUUAAGGUCCACAACUUUUACCUUACCGCCAUUAGCGGUAUCCUCCUCGCGCUCUUCGCUGAGCAGCUGAUCCCCACGGUUGUCCGUCAUGGUCUUUUCUACGCGAUUUGCGAUCACAACGGUGGCUGGACAGACAAGCUGGUUAUUCUGUACUACCUCAACUACCUCACCAAAUUUGUCGAGUUAAUUGACACAUGCUUCCUUUUCCUCAAGAAGAAGCCACUGACCUUCCUCCACACCUACCACCAUGGCGCGACUGCUAUGCUCUGCUACUCCCAGCUUAUCGGCCACACCCCCGUUUCCUGGCCUGUCAUCACGCUGAACCUGGCUGUUCACGUCGUCAUGUACUGGUACUACUUCCAGAGCGCGCGCGGCAUCCGUAUCUGGUGGAAGAAGUACAUCACCGUUGGCCAGAUCACCCAAUUCGUCCUUGAUCUUGGCUUCAUCUACUUUGCCUCGUGGACUUAUUUCACCAGCACCUACUUCCCCGAGCUGCCCAACUUGGGCAAGUGCGCUGGCGAGGAGUUCGCCGCCAUUUCCGGCAUGGUCAUCAUCACUUCGUACCUUUUCCUCUUCAUCGGCUUUUACCUGGCUACAUAUAAGAAGCCAGUGCCCAAGGGCCGCCGCAGGGCUACAAGCGCUUUGGUUGAGAUGAAGGACGAGAAGGUACCGACAGUUGGUGAAGCCCGCAGGCGUCUUUCCACUUCUCGUCCUGCCUCCAUCCUGUCUAACGGUGCCGCCACAGGUGCUUCGCCCAGUGGAACACCCAGUGGUCGCACUACCCGGAGUCGCAAGGCCUAGUUUGGCCGUGUGCUAAAUGAUCCAUAGCUGAGCACCAGGCUGUGAAAGCGACUUCAGAGCGACUGGAUAGUUUUCCAAACGAGCGCGCCGGGUAACGAUUGCACGGCGGCUCUUCGCGUCCAUUUGAAGCUACGACUCGAGGUCUCGCAGCCGCGCGCACUGAGUGCGAUACUGCACGCUCCACGAAUCGUGCUCCAUCUUCAUUCUUCGGCACAGCGCAGUCUGAGAGGCUGCAAUUUUGUAUUUUAUUGUAAUUGUCACGGUGUGGGGUUGCUCACUUAACGGCACCUCCUGUCACGAAAAGUCGCAACGUACGUUACAUGCAUGUAAGACCAAAGGGUCGGGCUCACGACUGUCUUACUGGUGGUGUUGGUUUGGGUUUUUCUGCUCUGUAAUUAUCAUGUAGAAUAGAGGAGUGAAGUGUAAUGCAUGACCAGCGACAUAUCUAUUGCAUUCACUGCCA